AUGAAUUCACCACUGGGCUCUUGGAACGUUGCGCCGAAUGGCAGCGAUCAGUUUGUCAGAGAUGGAUGGGACAUAAAGGUCAUUUGCUCAGUUCUGUUCAUAAAGCUGGAGUUGACGACGAAACAGAUGAUUCCUACUAUACUUCUGACCAUAUCCUUCAACACCUUCAAGUACGACAGCAUCAGUUUGCUGCUCUGCAACGGUUUCUUCUUUCCUCGAAAGCGGCAGCAAUCAAGCGAUGGAUUUCAUGCCGAUAUAGAGGUGGUAGUGAACGAACUGGAAAGGAACGUUGUAAAUCGAUUCCGAGAGCUCAACGUGUGCGAGGAGGAGUAUGUACUGCUGAAACUAGUCUUUCUCUUCAGUCAUAGUGAGUCAAUUGCAAAACUUGCAAUAUUAUAA
Cooperia oncophora is the source of this 399-nucleotide messenger RNA. Lineage: Eukaryota; Metazoa; Nematoda; Chromadorea; Rhabditida; Trichostrongylidae. The record is from the annotation of a GenBank genome assembly.